AUGAAUAAUGUGAAACUGUUAGACUCUUUGAACUAUUUUCCCAUGUCCCUCGCCAAGUUACCAAAAGCGUUCGGUUUAACAGACGAUUUUCGAAAAGGAUUUUUUCCGCAUCACUUUAAUACACCCGAAAAUCAAAAUUAUGUAGGACCGUAUCCCGAUAUGAAGUAUUAUAAUCCAGAUGCUAUGAAGACCGACGAAAGAGAUAAAUUUAUUAGUUGGUACACCGAAAAUAAAGACAACAUCUUUGAUAUGCAAAAGGAAAUUGUCUCUUAUUGCAUAUCCGAUGUAAAUAUAUUAACGCUCGCCUGCCUGAAAUUUCGAGAAUUAUUAAUUAAAUCCGGAAAUGUGUGUCCGUAUACAGAGGCAUGUACGAUUGCCAGCGCAUGUAAUAAACUGUUUCGUCGUAACUUUUUGAAAACAGACACGAUCGGUUUGAUUCCUAGACAGGGAUAUCGAUACCGCGAUAAUCAAUCAAAAGUAGCAAUUCACUGGUUAAUAUGGGAGGAAAAGGUGCGAGGAAUAGACAUCGUGCACGCUGCCAAACAGAAAGAAAUCGUCAUCGGUGGUUUGCCUGUUGAUGGGUAUUGUCCACAAACAAAUCAGGUAUUUGAAAUGAUGGGGUGCUUUUAUCAUGGGUGUGUAAAAUGUUUUAAAAAUGAUCGCGACAAACCUAUACACAGUAACUCGUACGAAACGAUGGAUUUAAGAUACGAAAAUACCUUGUCAAAAAUCAAUCACCUUAAUCAACUAGGUUACGAGGUAAUAGUAAAAUGGGAAUGUGAAUUUAAACAAGAUACAAACCCCAACAUAAAUAAGUAUGUGUCUGAACACCCAUUGGUACAUUUUGCUCCAUUAAACGCGCGAGACAGUUUUUACGGCGGUCGAACCGGUAACAUAAAGUCCUACUAUAAAGUAAAAGACGGAGAAAAGAUCAAUUACAUCGAUAUCUGUUCAUUGUAUCCCUACAUUUGCAAAGUAGGCAAAUUUCCUAUUGCCCAUCCUCAGGUCUUAGUAGGGAGCGACUGUGCCAAUCUCGACGUCACAAAAGUCGAUGGACUUAUUAAAUGCAAGGUACUGCCUCCACAAAAUUUAUUUCAUCCCGUUCUUCCAAUAAAGUUAAAUAAUAAAUUAAUGUUCCCUCUGUGUUAUUCCUGUGCUAAAAAUUUUACGCAGGAGGAUUGUUCCCACGAAAUAGGCGAUAGAGCCAUUGUGGGAACAUGGGUGGCCGACGAAAUUGUCAAAUCUAUAGAAAAGGGUUAUAGGAUUAUGGAGGUAUACGAAGUUUGGAGUUAUAAAACGGAGCAGUAUGAUGGCAAGUCAGGUGGUUUAUUUACUGAAAUGAUGAAUAAAUUUAUUAAAAUCAAACAAGAAGCGAGCGGGUGGCCAUCUAACUGCAAAACUGACAAAGAAAAACGAGCCUAUAUUGCACGAUUUUAUGAAAAAGAAGGUAUAUUAUUGGAGUUUGAUAAAAUUGAAUUGAACCCAGGUCUACGUUCGUUAGCAAAAUUAAUCUUAAAUUCAUUUUUCGGAAAAUUCGGUCAACGAGAGAACCAACCUAAAACCAAAAUUAUUAACCAACCGGUGGAAUUGUAUGCACUUCUGUUCGAUCCUACAAUUGAUGUUGUAGGCAUCUUACCAAUAAACGAAGACACUUUAGUGGUAAACUAUCAGCAUAAAGAGGAAUCAUACACCCUUUUAAGUACAGUUAAUGUAUCCAUUGCAGCAUACGUCACAGCACAAGCUCGUUUGAAGUUAUAUUCAUACAUGGAACGAUUGGGUGAUCGUGUUUUAUACUUUGAUACGGACAGUAUAAUUUAUAUAUCGCGAGAAGGAGAAUACGAGCCCCAAACGGGCGAAUUUAUUGGGGACAUGACAAACGAGCUUGAUUGCUAUGGCGCAGGUAGCUAUAUUACGGAAUUUGCCUCUGGAGGGCCAAAAAAUUAUGGUUUUGUUGUAUAUUCCCCAACACAGGAUAAGUACUUUCAAUCCUGCAAGGUUAAGGGUAUAUGCAUCAAUCACGAGACAUCAAAGCUUGUUAACUUCAACACCAUGAAAAAUUUGAUAAUCAAUGAAGAGAUUCCGAAAAAAAUAUUGUACACUACGUUUGAGAGGACCGCACAGCAUCAGGUGUUAACCAGCCAAAAAGAGAAAAUAUUUCGAGCAAAUUUAUUGAAGAGACGUUUCAGCGGUUACGAUUCAUACCCGUACGGAUACAAGAAGAUAAAGCAGUGCUGA
Photinus pyralis (common eastern firefly) is the source of this 2235-nucleotide messenger RNA. Its product is annotated as probable DNA polymerase. Gene Ontology annotation, biological process: DNA replication. The record is from RefSeq and is a predicted model, not a curated record. The transcript has a single exon. Bases 1 to 2235 code for a protein of 744 amino acids. Lineage: Eukaryota; Metazoa; Arthropoda; Insecta; Coleoptera; Lampyridae. Gene Ontology annotation, molecular function: DNA-directed DNA polymerase activity; nucleotide binding; DNA binding.